Molecule: messenger RNA, 3843 nt
Organism: Anopheles funestus (African malaria mosquito)
Lineage: Eukaryota; Metazoa; Arthropoda; Insecta; Diptera; Culicidae
Exons: 3
Coding region: 1-3843 (1280 amino acids)
Biological process (GO): DNA integration
Molecular function (GO): nucleic acid binding
Source: RefSeq, a predicted model, not a curated record
AUGGAUAAAAAAAUAAAGGCUGCUCAGCUGAAAAGGAGAAUAGCGGUCGAAAAUAUAAGUGCCCUCGAACGGUUCCAAGCGCAGUUUUCGGGAGAUGACGCCAAGCAAAUCCCGGAGGCGUUAGAAGACUUGGAACGUCAUAAGGAAGGGUUCUUCGCCGCGGUAUCGAAGCUGGAAGAGCUCGACGACAGCAAUGAGGCGAUCGAAGCGUGUAUUAUGGAGAGGAUCAACAUCGAGGAGCGGUGUAGGAAGCUCAAAUCCUUCCUACGGGAUAACCUUCGACGGGAGGAAGGUGCACUAAAUGAUACAUCGGCUUUGGCUUCUCCGACGCUUGCGUUUGGUCGGCCAAACGCACCGCAUCUACGCCUUCCGAAGAUCGAGUUGCCAUCCUUCGAUGGCGACCAAACGAAAUGGCUAUCUUUUCGCGACCGCUUCAUCGCGAUGAUCGACGCUUCACCGGAGCUUCCUUCAAUUGCGAAGCUCGAGUAUUUGCUGUCGGCGUUAAAGGGGGAAGCGGCGCUUCCCUUUGAGCACACCCAAUUAACGGCGGACAAUUAUUCAGUGACUUGGGCGGCGCUACUCAAACGAUAUGAUAAUCCGCGUUUACUAGUGCGUGAAUACUAUCGCAAGUUGCACUAUCUUCCGGCAGUGCAAUCGGAGAGUGUAGAAAAGCUUACUUGCUUAGUGGACGAAUUUUCGAGAUAUGUGAACGGUUUUGUGAAGCUAAAUGAGCCGGUGGAUUCAUGGGACACGCCAUUAUCCAACAUGCUACUAAUGAAGUUGGAUCGUGCGACACUUUUAGCGUGGGAAAAACAUUCAGUGCACUUUCCAAAGGACCGCUACAAGGAAGUGAUCGCGUUUGUGCAAGACAGAAUACAAAUCCUGAAAUCAACGAACAACUUCACAAGUGAUACAAACGAUAGUGCGAGUAAGGUGGCCGGCACAUUUCGAUCUUCAGCGUCACGUAGAUCGAUUGCACAAGCGGCUUCUUCACGACCAUUUCCCCCUAGUGCUCCGACCCACAAGUGUCCUUUGCAGUGUGUCGACAGUCACCUUCUAAGGAGCUGUCCGGUGUUCACCGGUAAGGAUGUGAAUCAGCGUCGUGAAAUCGUGUCAUCCAAGCACCUGUGUUGGAAUUGUUUGAGUGAUUCCCACCAGGUGAAGGCUUGCAAAUCGGACUAUGCUUGCCGUACAUGUCGUCAGCGGCAUCAUACGCUGCUACAUGUUCCUGCAAGUUCAACGGUGGCGAUGACACUGCAAGACAAUGCUGGGAUGGUGUUUUUGGAAACGGCGCUACUUAACAUCGUGGACGAUUACGGUGUGAGACAUGAAGCAAGGGCGCUGCUCGACUCGGGUUCUAUGUCGAACUUCAUCUCCGAGUCGCUGGCUCGGAAGAUGCUCGGAACACCUCGGAACAAGGUAAAGGUGUCGGUCACGAGCAUCGGAAACAACGUGCAACUAGUGAAAGGAUCGAUCUUUGCAUCCGUGGAAUCUAGGAGCCACGCGCAUGCUUCUCAGCUCGAGUUGCUCGUUGUUGACACCCCUUUCCUGCACAUUCCAACGGCGUCCAUUGACGCGUCGUCGUGGAAAAUCCCUGAUUUGCCACUUGCGGACCCGUCCUUUUAUGAGCCUGGCAAGAUCGACAUCAUCAUCGGAGGAGACACGUAUUGGGAGCUCCAUUCUGGCCGAAAACGUUCCCUCGGCAAGGGAAAACCGUGGCUUGUAGAGACCCCAUUCGGUUGGGUCGUCGCUGGCAACGUAUCACCAGGUGCAUCGCAUGAAUCGCGUUUGUGCCACCUAUCGACCAGCAGUUCAUCUUCCAUGGAUUCCAUAAUGGAGCGUUUCUGGGAAAUCGAAACGAUCAGCGAUGAUCCGGCAGUGUCAGCGGAAGAGGAUGCCUGCGAGAAACAUUUCGUGGCCACUACAACCAGAGAUGCUUCGGGCAGGUAUGUUGUUCGUUUACCGCAAAAUACUAAUCCUAGUAUCGUUUUAGGAGUGUCGAAGGCGAUCGCUGAUCGUCGGCUCCUAGCGGUGGAACGACGUUUAAGGUCCAACCCUACAAUGAAGGAAGAGUAUAGCAGUUUUAUGAAGGAGUACGAGCGUCUAGGCCACAUGAAAAGACUUACCGGUCCUGUUGAUGAUUCAUGUGAGCAUUACUACCUCCCUCAUCAUGCGGUAGUAAAGGAAACGAGCACAACCACUAAGGUCAGAGUAGUGUUUGAUGCAUCGUGCAAAUCAUCAUCUGGAUACUCGUUGAACGAUAAACUAUUGGUUGGACCCGUCAUUCAAGACGACCUCUUCACGAUAAUCGUUCGUUUUCGAUCACGCGCAAUCGCUUUGUCAGCCGAUGUCGAAAAAAUGUACCGCCAAAUUCGCCAUGAUGAUGACGAUCAUCGGUAUCUUCGCAUUCGGUACAGAGAAGAUCCGACUCAACCCAUUCAAACCUUCGAACUGCAAACGGUCACGUACGGCACCGCAUCCGCACCAUUUUUGGCGACUCGUACAUUGAAACAAAUUGCCUAUGACCAUCAGACGCUGUAUCCAAGGGCGGUCAACGCAGUUAUUCACGAUUUCUAUGUGGAUGACUUGCUAACGGGAACAGAAGAGGUGUUGGAUGCAAUCGAAAUGCGGAAACAAAUUUCUGAGAUGCUCAAUUCUGCUGGCUUCUCGUUAAAGAAGUGGGCAUCCAACAUGCCAGAGGCUCUCAAAGGCGUUCCACCAGGCGAUUUGGCAAAUCAUUCCACACAUGAGUGGAAAGAUCCACAAUCCGUAUCAACCCUGGGACUCGUGUGGGAACCAGCAGUUGAUAUGCUUCGGUUCCGGAUCGAUCUACCGCCGGCUGUGACGUGUUUGCGGUCAAGCAAAUCCUCAGAAAGGGCAUCAAACCUCUCACAGAUGCCAAUUCCGGAACUCAUUACAUUAGUACCACCGCUGACAAAGGAUGAGUUGGAGCAAGCAGAGUUGCGGUUAUGCCACCUAGCCCAGCAGGAUUCGUUCUCGGGGGAUAUUAUCGAGUUGGCAAACGGUCGAGAGUUGCCACGUAGUUCCAGGCUAAAGUGGUUAGCGCCAUUCAUCGAUCCGAUGGGAAUUUUACGUGUUGGGGGCCGGCUACGCCACGCACAAAUGGAAGUUUCGUCGAAGCAUCCGAUCCUGCUCUCUUCCAAACAUCAGUUAGCGGUAUUAGUGGCAGUGGCACACCAUCAUAAGUAUCUGCAUGCUGGUCCGGAAUUGUUAUUAUCCACGCUUCGUCAGCGAUUCUGGAUCAUUGGUGGACGCAAUUUGGCCAAGGCUGUUUUCCAUCGGUGUCACCAGUGCUUCAAGGCCAAACCAACACUGGUGAAACAAUCCGUUGCUGACCUACCGGCGUCCAGGGUUUCACCGACAAGGCCCUUUUUGGUGAGUGGCAUCGACUACUGUGGGCCGAUUUACCUGAAGUCGACCGUACGCAACCGAAGUCCCACAAAGGCAUACAUCGCUAUUUUUGUGUGCUUUUCAACCAGGGCACUUCACAUCGAACUAGUAAGUGAUCUCACUACCGCAGCUUUCUUGGCAGCACUACGGCGUUUCGUGGCUCGUAGGGGAAAAAUAGCUGAACUGCAUUCAGAUAACGCCACCACAUUUAAGGGAGCUGCACACGAGCUUCAUCGCAUCUAUCAGAUGCUUAAGUGCAGCGAUCGCGAACGCAACGAGAUCUUCAACUGGUGUGCCAAUGAUGAAAUUCAGUGGAAGUUCAUCCCACCUCGGGCACCACACUUUGGAGGGCUGUGGGAGGCAGCGGUACGGUCCGCAAAACAGCAUAUUGUUCGCACGUUAGGAGUUGCGGGCGAGCUGAUUAAGGGAUGA